CGUGAGGGGAGGAGGAAGCGGAAGCGGGGACGGCAGAGCCUGAGCCGGAAGCGGAAGCGGCGGCGAGCGGCUUCCUGCCUGGGCAGCGGCGGAGGUCGGAGCUGGGGGCCGCGCUCGCCCGGGGCUGCGGCGGCGGCCGCGGGAGGAUGAGGCGGGCAGAAAUGAAGCACGGGAAAUCAUCACAUCCAAAGGUAAGGGAUCUCUUGAUCUCGAGGAGUAACCUUGAGAAGUGUCCCUGCUUAGGGGGAAGAUCCUGGCAUGCAGCCUGCCGCAGUACAGGAAGCUCAGCGGGCUCUGGACUCCCCUGUUUAUGGGGAUUUACUUGGAGUAAAAGAUCACUGACUACUACAAUGGAAAAGUCAUGGAUGCUUUGGACCUUUGUUGAAAGAUGGCUACUAGCUUUGGCUUCCUGGUCUUGGGGUCUCUGCCGUAUUUCUCUUUUACCUUUGAUAGUAACUUUUCACUUGUAUGGAGGCAUUAUACUACUCAUACUGAUAUUUGUGUCAAUAGCAGGUAUAUUAUAUAAAUUCCAGGAUGUGCUGCUUUACUUUCCUGAACAGCCCUCUUCAUCACGUCUUUAUGUUCCCAUGCCUACUGGUAUACCACAUGAAAAUAUCUUCAUCAAAACCAAAGAUGGAGUUCUUCUCAAUCUUAUUCUGCUGAGAUACACAGGGGACAAUGCAGCAUAUUCUCCAACCAUCAUUUACUUUCAUGGCAAUGCAGGCAACAUUGGCCACAGGUUGCCAAAUGCUUUGUUAAUGCUGGUGAACCUGAAAGUAAACUUAAUCCUUGUUGAUUAUAGAGGGUACGGAAAAAGUGAAGGAGAAGCAAGUGAAGAAGGUUUGUACUUAGAUUCUGAGGCUGUGUUAGACUAUGUGAUGACUCGGUCCGAUCUUGAUAAAACAAAAAUUUUUCUCUUUGGCCGUUCCCUGGGGGGAGCAGUAGCUAUUCAUUUAGCUUCUGAAAAUUCCCAUAGGAUUUCCGCCAUCAUGGUCGAGAACACCUUUCUUAGCAUCCCACACAUGGCCAGCACUUUAUUUUCUUUCUUUCCAAUGAGAUACCUUCCCUUAUGGUGCUACAAAAAUAAAUUUCUGUCCUACAGAAAAAUCUCUCAGUGCAGAAUGCCUUCACUCUUCAUCUCUGGGUUGUCUGACCAGUUAAUUCCACCAGUCAUGAUGAAGCAACUUUAUGAAUUAUCCCCAGCUCGGACUAAGAGAUUGGCAAUUUUUCCUGAUGGAACUCAUAAUGACACUUGGCAGUGCCAGGGAUAUUUCACUGCACUUGAACAGUUCAUCAAAGAAGUAAUAAAGAGUCACUCCCCUGAAGAAAUGGCGAAAACGUCAUCUAAUGUAACAAUAAUAUAACUGAUAUUCUUCUUUGGGGUCGGGGGAGUACCUGCACUGUACCUUGGUUUGUGAAAAGUGGUGAAAGAAUGUCAAUUUUUACAUGUGUGUCAUGUCUGUACUUGCCUAAAGAGUGAAAUUAAAGUUGGAAAGGUCUGAUGCUUUAUUAAGAUGUUCCAGAUAACUUUUACAUUUGCAGCAUUGUAAAUGAACCAUUUUGUCUUUCUCAUACUUUUUUGAUAUGUCCAUAUAAUCCAUUUGUUUGAUAUGUACAACAGAUGCUAUUAAAAGAAAAAAAAAACUUGCUACAAGAGUAGUACAGAACAUAUUAGUUUAGAACAGUGGGAGGCUUCAAUGCUGUAUGUGUGAGCUUUUUGGACAAUCAUGGUUAGCACAAUGAUUUGUUGUUUCUCUUAGAGUUUAUUUAAAGUGUGCCAUGCAUGAGAUAGUGUUUUAUUCCUUGAAACUUUAUAUUAUGCAAGAUGGGAAGUCUUUAAUGUGCUAAAUAAUAUAAAAUAACAUUAAUGGUAGAGUAUACUUACAGGUAUACUAUCCUCAGUUAUUACUUUUUUUAAUGGUUAUGCAUACAUAUAUAGUUCAAACUGCAACUGAAGAGGAAAAGACACUUUCCCUGUUUUCAUUUUACUGUUUGCAUUUUAGUGUUGCCCAUAAAGUCAUAUGUGCCUAAACGUUAUGGCUGGUGGAUUUUGCCCAGACAAUUUCUUCACAGAAAAUAGAAGUAGCCCUUAAAAAAAACAGGCAGUUUAAUUUAACUUUUAAAGCUCUUGUCCACCCCAAGCUCACAUCAUUAACUUACAGUCAAACUAUUUAUUGCUGUUGUUGGCCUGUGCACUUGAGGUGAGAUUUCCCAGGCAGGAUGGUGUGUGUGAUAGAAGUAUCACGCAAGGUAAAAGUAUUCCAUUUGUGUUUGGGUUUAGGCUGGUUUAGUUGUAAGUCUGUGCCCUUUGUUUCUUUUGGAGGUAUAAAUAAAUCAAAUAAUUACCAAUGAUCACAUGAUUAGACAGUAACGUACACAGCUGUUACAAUGAGGAUAAUAUUUAGCAGACCUAAGUUUAGUUAAUCUGGGAGAGAACAUUUACUUUCAUACUUUUAUCCAUCUGCUUACAAAUCUUUUACAGUGAAGGUAGCCUAUGCAUUAGCAGUAGGACUGAGUUUUCUUGUACUGAGACUUUUGAAGGUCUCACCGUUUCAAACCAGCAAUACUUAAAUUGAGAGCUUGAUUGUGACUGAAUGUGGUUUUUUUGGCUUCAAAGUGUCCUAAUUCUGGGUAGUUAUAUCAAAGUUAUAUGGUAUUAGUUCAGUUUAUUGGGGUGUGUUGUGUAAAUCUCUUCUACAGGAUUAAUUGCUUAUCUGCUGCAGCUGAUAAUUUGCCUCUUCAAAAUAUUUUUAUGGGAAGGAACUGUGGAAAAUCUUCCACAAAAUCUGUACAAUUCCCCUUCAGAUUAAAUUUUUAAUUUUUUUUUUUUUGCCAUGAUGCCCUGAUUCAGAAAAGUAUCUCAGCACACACUUAAAAUCUGUUUCCUUAUGGACAGUGGUAUUUUAAGCUUGUGCUUAAGUUCUCUUGUUGAAUAAAACUAUUUUCC
This is a messenger RNA of Cygnus atratus (black swan), 2947 nucleotides long. It is a transcript of the gene ABHD13, whose product is annotated as abhydrolase domain containing 13. Gene Ontology annotation, molecular function: palmitoyl-(protein) hydrolase activity. The record is from RefSeq and is a predicted model, not a curated record. The coding region runs from base 147 to 1364 and encodes 405 amino acids. NCBI's taxonomy places the organism in Eukaryota, Metazoa, Chordata, Aves, Anseriformes, Anatidae. The transcript is spliced from 4 exons. Gene Ontology annotation, cellular component: membrane.